Brassica oleracea var. oleracea is the source of this 1128-nucleotide messenger RNA. Its product is annotated as GDSL esterase/lipase 1-like. Bases 52 to 1092 code for a protein of 346 amino acids. Gene Ontology annotation, molecular function: lipase activity. The transcript has 5 exons. Lineage: Eukaryota; Viridiplantae; Streptophyta; Magnoliopsida; Brassicales; Brassicaceae. Gene Ontology annotation, biological process: lipid metabolic process. The record is from RefSeq and is a predicted model, not a curated record.
ACAAACCAUAUCAUUUACAAUAAUUAACCUCCAAGAACACAACAUUUAAACAUGGAAAACUCUAGAUCAGUUUCGAUCCUCUUCUUUGUUCACACCGUAGUCUUAUCCAUCGUCUCCAUCAAUUGCAAAGACAACAACAAUCUCGUAACAAACCAAGCUGCUCUGUUCGUGUUCGGAGAUUCUCUGUUCGACGCCGGAAACAACAACUACAUAGAUACUUUCUCAAGAUUCAAGUCUAAUAUCUGGCCGUACGGUCAAACAACAUUCAAAUCGCCCACAGGAAGAAUCUCCGAUGGACGUUUGAUCCCUGACUUUAUCGGUGGUGCCGGAGCUUUGGUUGAAACCUUCCCCGGGAUGGUGAUAAGCUUGGGAGCACAGUUAAAUAACUUUAAAAACGUUGAAAAAAGGUUGAGAUCUGAGUUAGGAGACUCAGAGGCCAAGAGGAUUAUAUCCAGAGCUGUUUAUCUAUUUCAUAUUGGAGGCAACGACUACGUUUAUCCCAUUUUAUUUGCAAAUUCUUCCACUUUCCAAUCCAUUUCCAAAGAGAAAUUCAGCGAUUUUGUUUUUGGUAACAUAACCGCCGUAAUCGAGGAAGCGUAUAAAGUUGGAGGAAGAAAGUUUGGAUUCUUGAAUAUUGGAGCGUAUGAUUGUGCACCAGCCUCAUUGAUUAUAGACCGAACAAAGAUAGGAUCAUGUUUCAAGCCAAUUACUGAUCUGAUCAAUAUGCACAACAAGAAGCUUCCUAAUGUGUUAGAGCGUCUAGAGAGUGACCUAUCUGGAUUCAAGUACGCCCUUCACGAUUACCACACUUCUCUAUCUGAAAGAAUCAACAACCCUUUGAAAUACGGGUUUAAAGAAGGUAAGAAGGCAUGUUGUGGGACUGGACCAUUGAGAGGAAUAAAUACUUGUGGAGGCAGAGUUUUGGGACUAUCACAAGGUUAUGAAUUAUGCGAGAACGUUACGGAGUACUUGUUUUUCGAUUCAUUUCAUUUGAUGGAGAAAGCUCAUCGACAGAUUGCAAAGCUUAUUUGGAGUGGACCGUCUAAUGUUACUGGACCUUAUAAUCUAAAAGCAUUGUUUGAGUUGAAGUAGAAUUUGUCCAUGUAUGGAUAAGUAUGAAAAAUAAGA